Molecule: messenger RNA, 2875 nt
Organism: Armigeres subalbatus
Lineage: Eukaryota; Metazoa; Arthropoda; Insecta; Diptera; Culicidae
Product: succinate dehydrogenase [ubiquinone] flavoprotein subunit, mitochondrial-like
Exons: 4
Coding region: 211-2187 (658 amino acids)
Biological process (GO): mitochondrial electron transport, succinate to ubiquinone; tricarboxylic acid cycle
Molecular function (GO): electron transfer activity; flavin adenine dinucleotide binding; succinate dehydrogenase (quinone) activity
Source: RefSeq, a predicted model, not a curated record
GCGGUUUCAUCGCGGUUUCUAUCUGUGCGCUCUUCGUAGCCAGUGUGCAUACACGCGUUCACGUCUGCUUUGGUUCUUUUUCCGCGAGUGAUUGCGUUGCGGCGGGUGGAUAAUUUUAGAGAAUUUGAGAAGCACUGUGACGACAAUUUCCACCGAAUAUCUGUGGUGUGUUCAGUGAGAAUACGAACGACUCCGAUCGCCCUGAGCGAAAUGCUACGUUUACCAUCGUUGCUGACCAAGAGUGCCCUGUCCGCGGCACGUGGAUUGUCGGCAACCACGUCAACUCAACGCGGACUGCAUUUUACCGUUGGCCAGAAUAAUGCCAAAUCGAAUCCGGAUGCGAUCUCGAAGGAAUACCCGGUGGUAGACCAUACGUACGAUGCGGUGGUGGUGGGCGCCGGUGGAGCUGGUCUCCGUGCAGCUUUCGGUUUGGUGGCCGAAGGCUUCAAGACUGCCGUCAUCACCAAACUUUUCCCGACUCGUUCGCAUACCGUGGCGGCACAGGGUGGCAUCAACGCUGCACUCGGCAACAUGGAAGAGGACGACUGGAAGUGGCACAUGUACGAUACGGUGAAGGGCUCCGAUUGGUUGGGAGACCAAGAUGCUAUUCACUACAUGACCCGCGAGGCGCCGAAGGCAGUUAUCGAGCUGGAGAACUAUGGUAUGCCAUUCUCGCGUACUCCCGAUGGAAAGAUCUACCAGCGGGCUUUUGGCGGUCAGAGCUUGAAGUUCGGAAAGGGUGGCCAAGCACAUCGUUGCUGUUGUGUGGCCGAUCGUACCGGACAUUCGCUGUUGCACACAUUGUAUGGCCAAUCGUUAAGUUACGAUUGCAACUAUUUCGUCGAAUACUUUGCCUUGGAUUUACUGAUGGAAAAUGGCCAGUGCGUUGGUGUGAUUGCGUUGAACUUGGAAGACGGUAGCAUCCAUCGUUUCCGCUCCAAGAAUACCGUGUUGGCAACUGGAGGAUAUGGUCGUGCCUACUUCUCGUGUACCUCGGCUCACACCUGUACCGGCGAUGGCACUGCUAUGGUGGCUCGUGCUGGAUUGCCUUCGGAAGAUCUGGAGUUCGUGCAAUUCCAUCCCACGGGUAUCUAUGGUGCUGGUUGUCUGAUCACCGAAGGCUGCCGCGGUGAAGGUGGCUACCUCAUCAACUCCCAAGGUGAACGCUUCAUGGAACGUUAUGCACCAGUAGCUAAGGAUUUGGCAUCUCGCGAUGUUGUGUCCCGUUCGAUGACCAUCGAAAUCCGCGAAGGUCGCGGCUGUGGUCCUGAAAAGGAUCAUGUCUACCUCCAGCUGCACCAUCUGCCCCCAGAGCAGCUGGCUCAGCGCCUUCCGGGUAUUUCUGAAACUGCUAUGAUCUUUGCCGGAGUCGAUGUGACCCGUGAACCGAUUCCGGUGUUGCCAACUGUGCAUUACAAUAUGGGUGGUGUCCCCACGAAUUACAAGGGCCAAGUCCUGACUAUCGAUUCCAGCGGAAAUGAUCGUAUUGUUCCAGGAUUGUAUGCUUGUGGUGAGUCUGCCUGCUCAUCGGUGCAUGGUGCUAAUCGUUUGGGCGCAAACUCUCUGUUGGAUUUGGUUGUAUUUGGUCGUGCUUGCGCCAAGACCAUUGCCUCCGAAAACCGACCCGGCGAGAAAAUCGCCGAUAUUAAGCCGAAUGCAGGCGAAGAAUCCGUUGCAAAUCUGGAUUGGGUACGCAACGCCAACGGAGCUGUUCCUACCUCGACUCUGAGAUUGAACAUGCAAAAGACUAUGCAGACGCAUGCCGCUGUGUUCCGCGAGGAGAAGACACUGCAGGAGGGUGUCCGCAAGAUGGGCGACAUCUACAAGACCAUCAAAGAUGUCAAGGUUUCCGAUCGGUCGCUGGUGUGGAACUCGGACUUAGUCGAAACGCUGGAGCUGCAAAAUUUGCUGCUGAAUGCCAACAUGACCAUCACAGCAGCCGAGAACCGGAAAGAAUCGCGUGGUGCCCAUGCCCGCGAGGACUACAAGCACCGAGUGGAUGAAUACGACUACAGCAAACCUCUAGAGGGCCAACAGAAGAAGCCAGUCGAAGAACACUGGCGUAAGCACACACUGAUCUGGAUCGACCCAGCGACCGGUGCCGUCAAGAUCGAUUACAGACCCGUUAUCGACCACACCCUUAGCGAGGAAUGCAAUACCGUGCCGCCUGCCAUCCGCUCGUAUUAAGCUCAGUUUUUCGAAAGUUUCCCCACAAGUAACAGCCUCAUCAAAACUGCAUCACAGCCCCAGUUAUGUAUGCGGAAACGACCCGAACCGAUGGGCAGAGAAACAAUGUACUGAACGUGAAACGGAAAGAUUUAAAAGCGCAGAAGGAGCAAUGCUUGCUUGAAAGAGUAUUAAUUGUGACGAUGUGAGUAGCCGGUUUAGUAUACAGCAUUUCCAGAUAGCGCCAGUCAAUGUCAUGUGAUUGCCGUCCCACCGAACACGCCAUGGCAUUUUGCCACGGAGAUCCUGAUAAUUCAUGAUUGAAUCACAUGAAACAUCUUUAUCUCAUUAUAUCGAAAUUGUCUCAUCUUCUUUACUACAAUCAACCAAAAAGUGCAACUACACAAACAGUUCCGUUGUCUAUCUUCAUGUAUGCUUGGGAUCGGUCUUGGCAAAUUACAUCGCAGGACCUUCCGAAGAAGCAGGAAGGUCGUCCGACCCAGUAAAGUCAAAAUUGUGCUUAACUUAAACAUCCUAUGUUUUAAAUAUAGGAGAUAAUUCAAAAACUACACAAACGAUCGGAUCGGUAAGGUUUAAUCUUGGAGUAAUUAUUUAUUAUUAAUAAGCGUUUAAAAAGGAAGAAGCCAUUAACAUACUUCUACGAAGCAAAUAAAAUAUAACUAUGAUUCGUAGGUUGUAUUCUUUGAAA